Messenger RNA from Lottia gigantea (owl limpet), 807 nucleotides. RefSeq lists its product as hypothetical. Lineage: Eukaryota; Metazoa; Mollusca; Gastropoda; Lottiidae. Bases 1 to 807 code for a protein of 268 amino acids. The record is from RefSeq and is a predicted model, not a curated record. The transcript is spliced from 3 exons.
AUGGAAAAGUUGGCCAAUGGUUCAGGAGUGGGAGAAAUGAUAGGCACAAUGAAAGAAAUUGGAAAAAGAUUUAGUGAAGAAACCAAGAAAACUGUUAAACAAGGAUUAAAUAAAUUAGUAGAUAGUAUUGACACAGGAGAAAUCAAAGCCAAACAUAAGGAAAUAUUUCCUAAUAACCCAAUGCUCAUGUGUAUUUGCGGUAGUUCCGGUUCUGGGAAAACUCAUCUCACUUUUAACAUGUUGACAACACCAAACCUUUUAGAUUUCGAUUCUUUGUAUAUCUACACAACAACACCUGAGCAAUCUUAUUAUCAUUUUCUCAAAGCUUUAGAAUAUUUACCAAAGAAAGAUGUUCAAGACCUAUUUCAAUAUUACGAAGAAAACGAAGAAGAAGUGGAAAUAAAAGAUUUCAUAGAUAACUACAUCGAAGGAAAGAAACCAACGGAUAUAAAAGUUUUUCUUACGAAAAAUGUUAAUGAUCUAGAUUUGUCUAAAAUUGAUAUUAAACUAUAUAAAAGAGUAAUUGAACGUGAUGAAGAGGAGUUAGGUGAUUAUGCUGAAGAGCAUUCUCCUAUCACACAAGAAAUAGACGAAUUCGAAGAUAUGGUAUCUGGAGAAGGUAUAACGUUUUUAUCCGACAACAACGAGGAACUACUUAAUAGAUUACGAGUAAUAUUAGCGGCAAUGAAGGAAGGACAUCGAUCGCACAGACAAUAUAAUGAAGUAAAUUGUAUAUUAAAAAGACUCCUAGAGAAAGGUAUCAUAGAUAAAAAUGAUUAUAAAAGCGUGAUUAAACAUGUCAAAUAA